This is a messenger RNA of Pelobates cultripes (western spadefoot toad), 179 nucleotides long. The record is from the annotation of a GenBank genome assembly. NCBI's taxonomy places the organism in Eukaryota, Metazoa, Chordata, Amphibia, Anura, Pelobatidae.
AUGCCGGACAUCUCAUCGGCCACUCUAUGCCGCAGAAAGGACUUUCUCCGGAUCACCACGGCACUACGCACCCACGGCAUACGCUACCGAUGGGGGUUCCCCACGAAGCUAAUUAUCACCGAGAAUGGAAAAACAACCCUUAUCCCAACCUCAGAGGACGGCCUAAAACUGCUUGACAA